Molecule: messenger RNA, 6519 nt
Organism: Rhagoletis pomonella (apple maggot)
Lineage: Eukaryota; Metazoa; Arthropoda; Insecta; Diptera; Tephritidae
Gene: sky
Product: GTPase-activating protein skywalker
Exons: 13
Coding region: 1475-3295 (606 amino acids)
Source: RefSeq, a predicted model, not a curated record
CCUAUUAGGGAUUUUCUCUUAAUCCUAAAAAUGCAACACUGCUCGCUAAUCGAUUGUCAAAGUGGCUAUCGGUUAUCGAUGCAAGUUCUUUUCCAAAAGUUUUUCAGUCUUUUAUUUUCCCUGUUUGAGUGUGCAGCAAAAUUGCGGAUCGAGGAUUUUACAGUCGUAAAAUUUGUUUGAUGUAGGCAUUUAAACCACAUUUUUAGUGAAGAAAAAUUCUAACAUAAAAAUUCAGCCAAGAAACGUAAUAAUGCAACAAUUUUAGGAGAAAAACGAUUGCAAACAGUGAACGAAAUUCCAGACUGCACAAACGUCUGCAUCGCAUAUCGCACGGUGAGCAUUCACGGGGCACAUUUAAAUUGUAUUAAAUCACAAAAAGUUCAGAAAAUCGAUUUUUCGUUGAAGAUUAAAUAUAUUUCGGGGCACCUAAAUUUAGUGGGAGUGGAUGAAAAGCAGAGAACAUGUACAGCAUUUGUCCAUGGGGAAAAAGCAAGAGCAAAAAAAUGCUGUGGUAAUAACCGCAAAAUAAAUCGAAGAACAAAUACGACACAAAAAAAAAUAAAGAGACCAACAAAGUCACAAAAGCAGCGGCGGCAUCGCGCCUAAAAAGAAAUAAAAUUGUAUAAAAAUAGAAAUAAACAAAAAUACAAGGCGAACAUCGCGUGUGCGUGUAUAAAGCGAAACGAAAAUUAAAACAUAAAAAUAUGAUAAAAUCAUAUACAUAUACAAAGAUGAUUGAAAAGCAGCACUCUCCUGUGUGUUAAAAAAAAAGUGAAGCAAAAACAAAAAAGAACUUAGCAAAAUCAAAAACGUACGUUGAGAGCUUAAAAAAAAAACUAAUAGAAAAAUAUCAACUAGGCAUACUUAACACGAAUUGAACUUGGCAUAAUUAAGUAGCAAGCCAUCCGCGCAAAUACAGAAUCCAAAGUGAAUUAAACGCUGUGCUCAAUACUGUAGCAAUAAGUAAAAAAUAUUUUUUCAAGGGCCACUUCCGAACAACAAAGUAUUCUAAGGAUCGCCCAACCAGCUUCCGGUGGCAUUAUUGGAUUAUGCUUUUUGAGGAUUUAACUUAGAUUUGAAAAUAUCAUAAUGUUGCAUUGCACAGCACGUCGUCGUGGAGUAUUUCUAUCUCCAUAGAUAUUUAAAAAGUAACAAAGAAAAAGUACAAUUAAAAUAUAAGAAGUCGUCUACUAGCAGCACGUUCCGUAAACAAUUCUAGUCAAAUCUAAGCUCACGAAAAAGUUUAUUUAAUCGAAGCAUUCAAAGGCCAGCAGCGGAGUAGCCGAGAACGAAAGGGCACAAGAAAAAAAAGCGGAAGAAGAAAAGAAGCAAGUGGGACCUUAGAGUCAAAGCCCGAAGCAAAGCAGUAAAGUAUUUGUAAGAAAUAAAAAUAAAUACAAAAAAGAAAAAAGAAAACAACGUCUACCAAAAAAUCCCCUGUGGCAAACUUUCUAAGCGAAAAAGUUAGAAAACCAUGCCAUACAAUCGUGACACAUCGGCAGCUCAGGCCGAUAAAUUGAGCGGCAUCGAGGAGGAGAGCGAUUUGUAUGAGGGCUUUGCACCGCACGUCGACACCGCAGAGAUAAAAAGUUUAGAUUUCUACAAUCAAAAGCCGUCAACCGGCAAAGAACCAGCCUUGCGUUCUUUCACCGAAAUCCAACAACUACUCCAGCAAGGCAAAAAGCGAGAGGUGAAGAGUAUUCUGCGUGAGAAUUCAUGGCCCAUCAACUCACCCAUACGUGCACAACUGUGGCCAGCACUAUGCGCCCAACAUCAGACGAAACAGAAUAUGUUGGAUGGUUUCUACUGGGACAUGGUGCAUCAGGUCUUCGGCACAACAGAGCUAUCUGAAAAACCGAUUAUGUUACCCGCGUUCGUCGAUCCCGCUCACUGUUUAACCUUUCACCUUACUCGCACCGGACGCGCGGUGGCCGAUCGUAUUGUGAAUGUAUUAGGCUAUGAUUGUCCAGAUAUUACAUACAGUCCAGUAUUGUAUCCGAUUACAUCGAUUCUGUUGCAUUUCAUGUCGGAGGAAGAAGCGUAUCAUUGCUUAGCGGCACUUGUGGGCAGCAAGGAUAAAGUAUUUAUAAAGCAAACCAAACUACAGCAUGAAGUCACCUGGAAAACGGUGAUGCAAAUUGCCAAAAAGCACAGCAAAAGUGCCGUAAACUAUUUUCAACGGAUCUGCCCUGGCGUUAAACUGGAACGCGUCUUCAUGGAUUGGUGCUGGUGGAUAUUAGCUGGUCUACCAUUUCAGCAUCUCGUACGAAUUAUGGAUUGCUACUUCCACGAGGGCAUCAAGGUGCUGUAUCGUGUUGCGCUCGUCAUAAUCAAUCUCUUCCACAAAGAGUGUCAAUCCAACAACGAAUGGAGUCCAGAUAAUAUCAAAAAUGACAUUGGUAAUGCGUUGAUCAAAUUCUGCAAGAAGAUACCAGUGUCACCAACGAAAUUAUUGCAUGCCGCAUUUAGUAUUAGGGGACUGAGUUCCACAUAUAUCUCUAGAAUAUUUAUGAAGACUGAAAUGAUACUAAAGAGCCGUUCCGUAUUGAAUAGCGGGUCGAAGCAAUUAGUUAAGUCGCGAUCCAGUGAUAAUUUGCCAUCGAGUCAAUCACAAGUCAAUAUACAAAUGAUGUCGCACACAUUGACCAUACGUGAGCGAUUGUACACCGAGACCUGUCGCAAUUUGGGUGAAAAAUCGCCCGGCCACAGAGCAGUCGCAAUGGGCGUUUAUCCCAUACACAAUCUAAAGAGUCUAGUUUGCUCCGGCGAAGAUCUCUUUACACUCUGGUCAUGGCUGCCCGUCAGAAUAACAAUGUAUCAGCCGGUACUGCUCUAUACCACAGAGGAACAUGGCUGCUCGCUGACUACUUUCUAUGUGCGCGUGGAGCAACAUGAGCCUACGUUAAUGAUGAUCAAAACGUGCAAUAAUGAGGUCUUCGGCGCCUACUGCUCAUCGCGUUGGUUUGAACGCAAUGUCAAAGACGACAAGGGCCAACGACAGGCCUACUUUGGCACCGGCGAAACCUUCCUCUUCUCGCUCUACCCAGAACGUGCCAAAUACCCAUGGGUUGGCAUUGAAAAUGAAAAGGAUUUGGGGCAUGCGUCGGAGCUAUUCAUGGCAGCCGAUUCAAAAAUGAUUACCAUUGGUGGCGGUGAGGGCCAAGCCAUUUGGAUGGAUGAGAAUAUACGUUUUGGCAAAACAGACAGCUGCAAGACAUUCAACAAUCCGCCGCUUUGUCCCUCUGGAGAUUUCGAAAUACGUGUGCUUGAAGUAUAUGGAUUUGAUGGUAUUUAAGCGAAUGGACGCAUACACAAACAUCUAAACAGAAAAAAAGAAAUCAUACACACCUUCCGACAAAGAAUGUGCCACAUAUUUGUAAAGCAUUUGUUGCUCGCAAAGGCUCAAAUGAGGCGCUAAAGCGUUUAGCAACGUGCUUCUGUAUUUUGUUUGUUUUCCUCCUGCCGCGAAGACAAUGAGAGUUCAGUGUGAAACUCUUUGAAUGCUUAACAUGAAAAUAAAGUUAAAAGAAAAGCAAUGAAAAAGCUUAAUGCUUAUGCAGCACUCGCCAAAGAGCCGCUGGCACGAAUUUCAAGCCAACUAAACCAGAUUGGAAGCAUAUAAAAAUUAUUUCAUUCAAAAAUGCCCGCCGAAAAGUCUUCUAUUGAUGAUGAUGAUGAUGUUGAUGAUGAUGAUGGGACAUGUCCAGGAGCACAGAUUGGCGUGAAAUGUUCAAGGCGCAGUAUUUUUCGUAUAAUUAUACUUCAUAUAUAUAACUAUAUACAUACAUACAUAUAUGCAUUAUUAUAAAGUAAUUCUCGUGGCUGAAAUGCCAACGCACUAUUUGAUGAGUGUUAUUAUGCCUAUUACUAUAUAGUUGUAAUAAUCAUUUAUAUACAUAUACAUACACAUAUUGUUGUAGAAUACAGCAGCAUAAAACGGAUAAAAUACUCUAUAUAGGCGUGGUAAAAAGAAGAAAAAAAAUGCAAAAACUAAAACUUUGUUUAGAUGUAUAGAAAAAUGAAAUGAAGUUGGAAUAAAAACGCAUGGCGUUGACAAACAAACAGUACAUACAUCCCGACAUAAAAAAUGAUUGCGUAAAAAUUGUACAUGUUGGAAAAUUUUUUGAUAGCUUGCAGUGCAGUGGAGCUUGAGCAAGCGUAGUAAAUAACAGUUAUAGAGAAAUGCGGCAAAUGGAUGUGUAAUAAUACAAACCCACACACAAACAUAUAUAUGUAUAAACAUGUGCUCAUGAAUAUGACGUUAAUCUUGAAGUUUAGUAAUACAUACAUACAAGUAAGUUUAGCAGCUAAGCACCGAGUCUCUAAACAUUGAGGGUUGUGCUUCAUAAAAUCAUAACACUUGUUGGUAUUUUGUUAUAUUGAAAUUCUUUUUUGUUUCAAAUUUUCCAAGCAUUUGCCAAACGAAAUUAGUGCAUAUUAGGUAGGAGAAAAUAAUUUCUGGCGUGAACUCCGUUAACUUUAAUGUUUUUGUUUUGUACAUCUUAUAAUUUACAGAAACCGGUAUUGAUUUGUAUAAUGUCACAGGUGACCCUGAACAGCUAUCACGAAUAGAUGCAUAUCAAAUUAAUUAUGUAGCUAGAUCACUGAAUAAGACGUGAAUGUUUGAGGAGAAGUUAAAGCCAAAAAGCAACAAGGUGAAAAGAAACGUAGAAUCGAAGAGUGAAUUUUGUUUUCCAAAUAUGAACUUUUGUAUGGUAUGAUUAAAUUUGAUUUAUUUAUAAUUGCUUACAUUUUGUUAUAAUCCUUCGCGCUAGAAUUAAUCAAUGUUCGAUACCACAGCAGAUAUGUUUAUACUUCAAGCUAAUGCUAUGCAUUUAGAAAAGCUACGCGGUAACUUCAUUUAAAGUUGGUAAACGUUUUCAAAGCGUCUAAAGUGUUAGUUACCUUAUUAUAAUAUUCUUUUUUAGAGCUUCAUAUGAUUUAACUUCCGUUUAUGAUUUCGAAUUUUCGGCUUCUUUUAGUAACCGGUUCUGAAAUUUUGAGUUGCAUGAGUUUACCAAAUGCAUUGAUAAUUGGCAUUUACGCCUGUUAAAAGAGCUCUGAUAAAUCCUUUGAUUUUUGAUUUCUACCUUAAAGUGGCAUUCGAUUGAGUGAUGACAGCGGGAGAAGGAGAAAUAGGAGCGCCGAAGUGUGCUAAUUGCUGUUGAGAAGGUAUCUAUGCAUUGCGUGAAGUAUAAUCAUGUCUAUGUUUCUUGUGCAAUGUAUGUUAAGUAUGCCAUAACUACUGAACCUUAAAUCUGGGGUUGGAAAACAUUUAAACGCUGGCAUCGUCACAUUUCGAUGAAAAGCAGAGAAGGGCAAUUGUUAAGAAGGAAGGCAAUUAAUUUCGAACUGAUCAUUAUAAUUUCUUUUGUAUUGUUUUUUUUUAUUCACGCUAAAGAAUAUAGUUUUAAUUUUACUUCGUUUCAUCACUCUUUCUGUUCUAUGUAAUUACGGAUGCUAUUUCUGAAUUACAAUGUAAGGAAUUGUCAAGAAAAUAUUGAAUUGUAUUAUUUAUUUGUACUUUUAAGAUGCGUAAUUUUUUAUGACAGAUAAUUUCGUGGCUUUUAAUUUCAUGGUUGUUAGUUGAUUACUUUUUUUUUAUGUACGAUAUGGAAGAUAAGAUUGAAAUGCUAAUUACUUUUGAGAAUUUGCAUUGAAAUGAACUGCUCAAUUUUUUCGAGCACAUUAAGAAAUAUAAGUAUAUAACACAAAAUAUGUACGAUACCUAUACUAACUAAUAGGUAUUGUAAAUAUGUAUGUAUUGAUGAUAACUGUACUAAAUUCUGCAUUAAUAAAUUUGUAUAAUAAUGAAUUAUAGGCAUAUAAACCAGUCCACUUUGCGCUAACCGACAAUGAAUAUUAAUACUAGAUAUAUUUAUGUACGACAACAAACGAGGAACAUACAUUAAAAAAAAACAAUAAUUUUCUGUAGAUUACUAAGCGUUUAAGAGAUUUACUUUAUAGACAUUAGUGAAUAUAUAUAUUAGUGUAAAACGAGAAUAAGUUAUUAUCUGUGGUCUUUGUUAUUGUUCAGACAAAAAAACCCUAAUCCUGCACAGACAUUCUAUAGCACUUUAAAUAACACUCUAUAUAAUAUGUUGAAAAAAGCAAACAAGCAGCGUAUUUUUAAACCAAGUGAACCGUCAAGAAAAGAUCAAUUUGCAUUGAUAAUGAGUGCCUGUAAGAAGGGUAAUUGAAAUCGCAAGUUUUUUAUCUGACAAAUUGCUCUAUAAAAAUCCAACUUGCUGGCCACAAAUUUUCAGUUAGCAGCGCUCGUUCUAUAUAUUUAAUUGACUGUCGACACCCUGCUUAUCAUUUUAAAAAUUUAUUUAAAGUUUUUUCUGUUGACCCAUUGCACUUGGUUCUUUUUUACCUCACUUUUAUUAGCUUGGGAUGUAACUAUAUAGCAUUUAUGCGCCUACACGAAGCAGCGAUUUCCGUUCUCAAGUUACAUACCUGAUGACAGUACGAAUUGUAAUUGCUUUAAAUUUCCAUUCUUAAAGUAACCUGAUGACA